Messenger RNA from Caenorhabditis angaria, 2418 nucleotides. The record is from the annotation of a GenBank genome assembly. NCBI's taxonomy places the organism in Eukaryota, Metazoa, Nematoda, Chromadorea, Rhabditida, Rhabditidae.
UUGUUGCCGAAACUGCUGGAAGUCGAUGCUCAUUCUGAAAAUAUUCAAACACCAGUCGAAACUUUGGAAGAGCCAACUCACAUCGAUGAAAUUGUUCAAGAACACAGCGAGACAAUUAACAGCUAGCUGAAGUUGUUGCCGAAACUUCUGGAAGUCGAUGCUCAUUCUGAAAAUAUUCAAACACCAGUCGAAACUUUGAAAGAGCCAACUCACAUCGAUGAAAUUGUUCAAGAACACAGCGAGACAAUUAACAGCUAGCUGAAGUUGUUGCCGAAACUUCUGAAGUCGAUGCUCAUUCUGAAAAUAUUCAAACACCAGUCGAUACUUCGGAAGAGCCAACUCACAACGAUGAAAUUGUUCAAGAACACAGCGAGACUAUUAACAGCUAGCUGAAGUUGUUGCCGAAACUUCUGGAAGUCGAUGCUCAUUCUGAAAUUAUUCAAACACCAGUCGAAACUUCGGAAGAGCCAACUCACAUCGAUGAAAUCGUUCAAGAACACAGCGAGACAAUUAACAGCUAGCUGAAGUUGUUGCCGAAACUUCUGAAGUCGAUGCUCAUUCUGAAAAUAUUCAAACACCAGUCGAAACUUUGAAAGAGCCAACUCACAUCGAUGAAAUUGUUCAAGAACACAGCGAGACUAUUCAGCUAGCUGAAGUUGUUGCCGAAACUUCUGAAGUCGAUGCUCAUUCUGAAAAUAUUCAAACACCAGUCGAUACUUCGGAAGAGCCAACUCACAACGAUGAAAUUGUUCAAGAACACAGCGAGACAAUUCAGCUAGCUAAAGUUGUUGCCGAAACUUCUGGAAGUCGAUGCUCAUUCUGAAAAUAUUCAAACACCAGUCGAAACUUUGGAAGAGCCAACUCACAUCGAUGAAAUUGUUCAAGAACACAGCGAGACAAUUAACAGCUAGCUGAAGUUGUUGCCGAAACUUCUGAAGUCGAUGCUCAUUCUGAAAAUAUUGAAGCACCAGUCGAAACUUUGGAAGAGCCAACUCACAUCGAUGAAAUCGUUCAAGAACACAGCGAAACAAUUCAGCCUGUUGAAGAUGUUGCCGAAACUUCUGAAGUUGAUACUCAUUCUGAAAAUAUUGAAGCACCAGUCGAAACUUCGGAAGAGCCAACUCACAUCGAUGAAAUUGUUCAAGAACACAGCGAGACAAUUCAGCCUGUUGAAGUUGUUGCCGAAACUUCUGAAGCUGAUAUUCAUUCUGAAAAUAUUGAAGCACCAGUCGAAACUUUGGAAGAGCCAACUCACAUCGAUGAAAUCGUUCAAGAACACAGCGAUACAAUUCAGCCUGUUGAAGAUGUUGCCGAAACUUCUGAAGUUGAUACUCAUUCUGAAAAUAUUCAAACACCAGUCGAAACUUUGGAAGAGCCAACUCACAUCGAUGAAAUCGUUCAAGAACACAGCGAGACUAUUCAGCCAGCUGAAGUUGUUGCCGAAACUUCUGAAGUUGAUACUCAUUCUGAAAAUAUUCAAACACCAGUCGAUACUUCGGAAGAGCCAACUCACAUCGAUGAAAUUGUUCAAGAACACAGCGAGACAAUUCAGUUAGCUGAAGUUGUUGCCGAAACUUGUGAAGUUGAUUUUCAUUCUGAAAAUAUUGAAACACCAGUCGAAACUUCGGAAGAGCCAACUCACAUCGAUGAAAUCGUUCAAGAACACAGCGAAACAAUUCAGCCAGCUGAAGUUGUUGCCGAAACUUCUGAAGUUAAUACUCAUUCUGAAAAUAUUGAAGCACCAGUCAAAAAUUCGGAAGAGCCAACUAACAUUAAGGAAAUCGUUCAAGAAGCCGAAACUUCUGAAGUUGAAGCUCAUUCGGAAGAAUCUCAAUCUUCUUCAUCUUGGACAAUCAUGUCUGUUUUGAAUGGUGCAUUACAAACAAUUCGUCAGAAUGCAGUUUUUCUUAAAGAAAUUGAAGUUGAGAAAAAUGUAUCAUUGUCCUCAGACAGUGAUUCAAAUGGAGAAAAACCAAGUGGCUCUUCAAGUUCAUCUUCUCGCAAUUCCUCUUUCGAUGCCUCAAAAAUUGUCAUAUCUGGAUUAGUGUUGAAUGAUCUGUCACCAACAUCUUCUGAACUUAUUGACGUCUCAAAUGAUUUCUCAAUCUUGAGAAAUCCAAAGGAAUUUGAAGUGACAAGCAGCUCUUCAGAUCAACCAUCAACCUCAUCAGUGAGUUCAGAAAAACUGAAUUUUCAGAAAUUUGAAUUUUUUUCAGGCCAUUGAGGAGAUGUCAUAUGUCAUGAGAACUGCCUGUCUCGCUUAUUUCGCUUCAAUAACUCAUGGGUAAAUUUAAUAUAGUUAGGCUAACUUGAAUUGUUUAUUCCAGGUAUAAUUCUUUGGAAUAUUCAACAGCCGAUCCUGACAUCAUUCAUGACGACUCAAUAUACCGAGAUCAACCAGAUAAUGAUAAAAACUGA